Molecule: messenger RNA, 2357 nt
Organism: Setaria italica (foxtail millet)
Lineage: Eukaryota; Viridiplantae; Streptophyta; Magnoliopsida; Poales; Poaceae
Product: probable sulfate transporter 3.3
Exons: 13
Coding region: 90-2102 (670 amino acids)
Biological process (GO): transmembrane transport
Cellular component (GO): membrane
Source: RefSeq, a predicted model, not a curated record
UCUUGGAGGAGUCACAUACCAAGGCCCAUCUAAAGCUCUUUGCUCCUGUCACUUGUAAGCAAUCAUCUCCUCUCUCACACACACCCGUCAUGGUGGGCAUGAGAGGUGCCUACGGUGGUGGUGGUGGUUACAGCAAUGGCAAUGAGAGCCGGCCGCUUGGAGGAGCGGCGGCGGCGGCGGCUCCAAUGACGACGACGUCGGCGGAGAUUGCGGGGAUGGCGGUGCACAAGGUGGCGACGCCGCCGCCGCAGAGCACGGCGAGCAAGAUGAAGGCGAGGGUGAAGGAGACCUUCUUCCCCGACGACCCGUUCCGGGCGUUCAAGGGGCAGCCGCUGGGGACGCAGUGGCUCAUGGCGGUCAAGUACCUGUUCCCCAUCCUCGACUGGGUGCCCGGCUACUCCUUCUCGCUCUUCAAGUCCGACCUCGUCUCCGGCCUCACCAUUGCCAGCCUCGCCAUCCCUCAGGGCAUCAGCUACGCGAAGCUGGCAAGCUUGCCUCCCAUAAUCGGCCUGUAUUCGAGCUUCGUGCCGCCGAUGGUGUACGCGGUGCUGGGGAGCUCGCGGGACCUGGCGGUGGGCCCGGUGUCGAUCGCGUCGCUGGUGAUGGGGUCCAUGCUUCGCGACGCCGUGAGCCCCACCGCCGAGCCCCUGCUGUUCCUGCAGCUGGCCUUCACCUCCACCUUCUUCGCCGGCCUCGUGCAGGCCUCCCUCGGCAUCCUCAGGCUAGGGUUCAUCAUCGACUUCCUGUCGAAGGCGACGCUGGUGGGUUUCAUGGCCGGCGCGGCCAUCAUCGUGUCCCUGCAGCAGCUCAAGGCGCUGCUGGGUAUCGUCCACUUCACCACCGAGAUGGGCCUCGUCCCCGUCAUGGCCUCCGUCUUCCACCACACCAAGGAGUGGUCGUGGCAGACGAUUCUCAUGGGCGUCUGCUUCCUGGCGUUCCUGCUGACGGCGAGGCAUGUGAGCAUGAGAUGGCCAAGACUUUUCUGGGUUUCAGCAUGCGCGCCCCUUGCAUCUGUCAUCAUCUCCACCCUGCUUGUUUUCCUCUUCAAAGCUCAGAAUCAUGGCAUCAGCAUUAUUGGGCAGCUCAAGUGUGGUCUGAACCGCCCCUCAUGGGACAAACUGAUCUUCGACACCACAUAUUUAGGCCUCACCAUGAAGACUGGACUUAUCACCGGGAUCCUCUCCCUUACGGAAGGAAUUGCCGUUGGUAGAACAUUUGCUUCACUGAAGGACUACCAAGUAGAUGGAAACAAAGAGAUGAUGGCUAUAGGGUUGAUGAACGUUGUGGGAUCAUGUACAUCCUGCUAUGUAACAACAGGAGCAUUCUCCCGCUCUGCUGUAAACCACAAUGCCGGCUGCAAGACUGCCAUGUCGAAUGUGGUCAUGGCACUGACUGUGAUGGUCACACUGCUAUUCCUGAUGCCACUGUUCGUGUACACACCGAAUGUUGUCCUUGGAGCAAUCAUCAUCGCUGCGGUUAUCGGCCUGAUUGAUGCCCCUGCUGUAUACCAAAUCUGGAAGAUGGACAAGAUGGAUUUUCUCGUUUGUGUUUGUGCAUUUGCGGGCGUUAUCUUCAUCUCAGUCCAAGAAGGCCUUGCAAUAGCGGUUGGCCUAUCGGUAUUUAGGGUAUUGAUGCAAAUCACGAGACCAAAGAUGAUAAUUCAAGGGAACAUUAAGGGAACUGAUAUUUACCGGGACCUACAUCAGUACAAGGAGGCUCAAAGAGUUCCUGGAAUGUUAAUCUUGGCAAUUGAAGCACCAAUAAACUUCGCUAACUCCAACUACCUGAAUGAAAGGAUUAAAAGAUGGAUAGAGGAAGAAAGUUCCGCACAUAAUAAACAAACUGAACUCCAUUUCAUAAUCUUGGAUCUGUCAGCUGUUCCUGCAAUUGAUACAAGUGGCAUAGCACUCCUCAUUGACAUAAAGAAAGCAAUAGAGAAACGUGGUCUUGAGCUUGUACUUGUCAAUCCUACCGGAGAGGUCAUGGAGAAGAUACAGCGAGCAAACGAGGCUCUAAAUCAGUUCAGGUCGAAUUGCCUGUAUUUGACCACUGGGGAAGCAGUUGCUUCACUUUCUGCACUUGCCAAGAUGACAAAGCCCUAGAGUGGAUUGCCAAAUUGUCAGUGUUCAUCCAAUUGCACUGAUAAACAUUUAGUGUCAGAUUUUUCGUCACAGAAGGUUCCUCCAACAAAGGAGCACGUCACAGCUAUGUUUGUACCUAAUCUUCACAAUCCUUCAGAUCUAUCUUAUGCAAAGUCAACAAUUGAAAGUGAAGUAUUAAGGAUAUGUACAUUCAUGGAUAUCCGUUGUUAUUUGUCUGCAUAUAAUAGUAGUUCUUACAGAACUUUCCCAUUGCUA